Labrus mixtus (cuckoo wrasse) is the source of this 2580-nucleotide messenger RNA. RefSeq names its product POU class 3 homeobox 3a (gene pou3f3a). Gene Ontology annotation, biological process: brain development; regulation of transcription by RNA polymerase II. Gene Ontology annotation, cellular component: nucleus. The coding region runs from base 562 to 1842 and encodes 426 amino acids. The record is from RefSeq and is a predicted model, not a curated record. The transcript has a single exon. Gene Ontology annotation, molecular function: RNA polymerase II cis-regulatory region sequence-specific DNA binding; DNA-binding transcription factor activity, RNA polymerase II-specific. Lineage: Eukaryota; Metazoa; Chordata; Actinopteri; Labriformes; Labridae.
AGAUGGUAGAAGGAAUACGCAGCGUUUGGCACAACGUAAACACACAUGCUCGUCUCCCUCGCUCUGAAGAGGACGCACCGGGGAAGAGCAGCAGAUGGAGUGUGAGCGAAACCGAGAGGACCGGGAAGCUUUUAAAGUUAUGUCUUAAACAUUUUUUGUCGCCCUUUAAAGCGUUGAUUUGAAGGAAACGGGCAGUGAGUGGACGAUUCAAAUGCUUCUCAGUUUGGACAGGAGACGUUAUUUUUUCCAUUUUACCAGGUCUGUGAUUUACGCACAGCGGAGCACACGGGACAGAGAAAAGUUUUGAAGAAAGUUGUUUUUUUUUCUUGAUCACAGGGAUUUAAAAAAGUGUACUUGUCACACAUUUCUUUGCACCUGCAAACUGCUUUUUUUUUUUUUUUUUUUUUUUAACUUAAAUUCGCACCUGAGCCUGCAUGGAGUGAUUUGGCACUUUCUAUUCGCCAAUCACGUAAUUCUGUCGCUCUUGCUGAGUUAGACUGAAUUUAUUAAUGGAUUAGAAUUAUCCGAGACUUAAGACGAGAAAAACACAGCUUCACAUUUAUGCUUUGGGACAUGGCAACAGCCACCUCGAGUCCAUACCUCGCCAGCAGCAGGAUUCUAUCCGGCCCGGUCCUCCACUCUGACCGGAGAGGUGGCGGCAUGCAGCCGGGCAACCCCGCUGUCACCACGGUCUCUUCCGGUUACAGAGGGGACACUUCGGUGAAGAUGGUGCAGAGUGACUUCAUGCAGGGUGCGAUGGUGGGGGGCAACGGGGGCCACAUGCUGAGCCAUGCCCAUCAGUGGGUGACAUCGUUGCCUCACGCGGCAGCCGCAGCAGCCGCGGCCGCGGUGGCAGCAGCCGAGUCGGGUUCCCCGUGGCCCCCCAGCACCCAGCCGCAGGACGUGAAGAGAAACAGAGAGGACCUCCACCCGGGCUCAGCUCUGCACCACAGGUCGCCACAUCUCGGAGCCCAUCAAGCGCACUCGGGAAGUUGGGGAGGCUCCUCCGCGUCGCACAUAAGCAUCGGUGAGGGGGGGCAGCAGCAGCACCAGCAGCAGCAGCAGUCUCUGAUUUACUCUCAGCCCGGGGGGUUCACUGUCAACGGGAUGCUCAGCUCGCACACAGGCCAGAGUCUCAUGCACGCCGGGUUGGUUCGCGGGGAAUCCCCGGAGCUGGACCACAGCAGCCACCAUCACCACCACCAUCAUCACAAUCACACCAACCACGCUCACCAUCACCAGCACCAUGGGGUCAGCCACGAACCGCACUCAGACGAGGACACCCCCACCUCCGACGACCUGGAGCAUUUCGCCAAACAGUUCAAACAGCGACGCAUCAAGCUGGGCUUCACGCAGGCGGACGUGGGUUUAGCCCUCGGCACGCUGUACGGCAACGUCUUCUCUCAGACCACCAUCUGCAGGUUCGAGGCGCUGCAGCUCAGCUUCAAGAACAUGUGCAAGCUGAAGCCUCUGCUCAACAAAUGGCUGGAGGAGGCCGACUCCACAACCGGGAGCCCGACCAGCAUCGACAAGAUCGCCACGCAGGGCCGGAAGAGGAAAAAGCGCACGUCCAUCGAGGUGAGCGUAAAAGGCGCGCUGGAGAGCCACUUCCUCAAGUGUCCCAAACCCUCCGCGCAGGAGAUCAACUCUCUGGCGGAGACUCUGCAGCUGGAGAAGGAGGUGGUUCGGGUCUGGUUCUGCAACCGCAGGCAGAAGGAGAAGCGCAUGACGCCGCCUGGACUGCCGCGCACCCCUGAGGAUGCGUACUCACAGGUGGGCAGCAUGGGACCUGACACGCCGUCCCCCUCCAUAGACUGCAAGAGGAUGUACAGCGACACGUGAAAACAGUCCCAACAGAAGAUACCUGACCAGCAAGUGUUUGAAUACAAUUCAUGUUUUCCUCCUGAGUAACUUUUCUUACAGCUCCACGUGUCAUUUGACCCCACGAUGAUGUUGUGAAUUCAUUUCAGAGCAGGACCUGUGUCUUCUUUUUAUGCAUCUCCGGGUAUUUUUCUGCGCACAGAAUCAGUCCUUGGGACAAAAAAUGAACAGCUUAACUACAAUAUGUCUACAGGGAUAACUGUAAUCUAUUGAAGGGUGUAUUGUCAAAGAGCCUACAGAAGGAGUUUUGAUCAGAUACGACAAGAAGUUCAAAGAAAAGAGCUAUUUAGGUUUCUCUGUAAUGUUAAAAAUAAAAGUUCCCUUGUAAAAGCUGCAGGUUCUGACGUCCCACAGGCUGUAGUUAUUUCUUUAAUGAAAGACACUGAUUUCAUGCGCUUUAUUCAGCAUAAAGUCGUUUUUAUAUGAGCAAUAAUGUCCCUUCCUUUUAAGCGUGUUUCUCACUUUGUGUUGUGUGUCAGUUUGAUUUCACUUUAACAUGAUCAAAAAUACAUUUUUGAAAUAUUUGCAGUAUUGUGUUUUCCUGCAUAGCAAACUUACUUUUUAAACUCAACUCUAAUCAUGUAAAAGUUAUUCAUGCUGUGUAUUCCCGUGUGAUGAUUUGGACUAUUUAUUUUUUUUCCACUGUGUUUAUUUUCAUGGAAUAGUAUAAUUAUUUAAUAAACUCGACCAAAAAUGAAA